AUGGUGACCGUCUCUCAUAUUGCGUUGGUUACCGCCCUCGGCACCCUAGGUCUGAUUUCAGCACUCCCUCCGAGAAUCAGGACGGCCCAGGUCGACCAGGGCGCCAGCGGGAAACCCUUCAACGGCAGGGCCACGCUUCGACAGGUCUCCCGCCCCAACUACCGCUUGAACGGCGCCCGCGCGGUGUACCAGGCGUACCUCAAGUACGGCGCCCCGGUUCCCGAUCAUCUCCUCCGCGCUGUUGCCUACACGGACUCGCUCAAUGCCGCUGCCGCCUCCGCCGGCGCAAAGCGCGACACGGGUAGCGCCCCCGCCAAUCCGGUCAACCCCGAAUACGACCAGGCUUAUAUAACCCCCGUCACCAUCGGCACACCACCGCAGACACUUGAUCUGGACUUUGACACGGGCUCGUCGGACCUCUGGGUCUUCUCGAGCCUCCAGCCAACAUCCGAGGUGGAGGGGCGGCAAUUCUAUUCCCCCGACGCAUCGGCUACAUCCGAGCAGCUAGAUGGCCAAACAUUCAGCAUAGAGUAUGCUGAGGGCUCCGGCGCCCGGGGCGUUGUGUACACCGACUACGUCACUGUGGGUGAGCUGACGGUGCAGGGCCAGGCGGUAGAAGCUGCUGAGCACGUGUCGGGCACGAUCACCGAUGAGAAGAAUAUCCAUGGGCUCCUGGGCCUGGGAUUUAGCGAGAUCAACACCGUUACUCCCGAACGUCAACUGACCUUCUUUGACUCGGCCCUACCAAAUCUAGACGAACCGGUCUUCGCCGCCGACUUGAAGGCCGGGAAAGCCGGGACGUACGACUUCGGGUUCAUCGACGAGGACAAGUACACGGGCGAAAUCGCAUACACGGCCGUCGACCCGACCCAGGGCUUCUGGAACUUCACCUCCUCAGGCUACGGCGUCGGGACGGGGGACUUUAGCGAAAGCCAGAUCAAGGGUAUUGCGGACACAGGUGGCUCAUUGCUGUUCCUUCCGACCCAGGUCGUCACGGAAUACUAUAGCCAGGUCGAGAACGCCACAACCGACGCCGAAUAUGGAGGAUACGUGUUCCCUUGUGACGCAGCGUUACCGCCCUUCGUCUUCGGGAUUGAGAGCGCCCGGUUCACCAUUCCCCCGGCAUACAUGAUCUACGGCCACGUGUACAGUGGCUCUCAGAUCUGCUUCGGCGGGCUCCAAGAUGGCAGCGCCAUGGGCGAGGCUGGCAGCAUCUGGGGUACUGCUGCAUUGAGGGCUGUGUACGUCGUCUUCAACGGUACAUCACCGCCAGCCAUUGGGUUUGCCAACAAGCCGCUGGAGUAA
This is a messenger RNA of Dichotomopilus funicola, 1305 nucleotides long. Its product is annotated as aspartic-type endopeptidase. Gene Ontology annotation, molecular function: aspartic-type endopeptidase activity. Lineage: Eukaryota; Fungi; Ascomycota; Sordariomycetes; Sordariales; Chaetomiaceae. The record is from RefSeq and is a predicted model, not a curated record. Gene Ontology annotation, biological process: proteolysis. The transcript has 2 exons. The coding region runs from base 1 to 1305 and encodes 434 amino acids.